This is a messenger RNA of Oryza sativa Japonica Group (Japanese rice), 1550 nucleotides long. RefSeq lists its product as uncharacterized. Gene Ontology annotation, cellular component: cytoplasm. Gene Ontology annotation, molecular function: isomerase activity. The record is from RefSeq and is a predicted model, not a curated record. Lineage: Eukaryota; Viridiplantae; Streptophyta; Magnoliopsida; Poales; Poaceae. Gene Ontology annotation, biological process: biosynthetic process.
UUAAUCAGGCCACAUCCAGUCCAACCCAACCCAUAUUAGAUGUCAGUCCGAUCCACUCCAAUCCAAUGUGAAAUCUCAGCCCACUCAAAACCAACCAAACAGAUCCAAAUCAACAUCAAACCCAUUCUAUCCAAACAAAUCCAGCCUCUCACUUUUCCUUCCGUGAACUUUUCUGAGCUCACUAGCGCUGUAGCCCCUCAUGCCCUCGUCUGAAUUCCGAAGAAGUCAGUCACGCUUGGCGGCUGAAACAAUAGUUAAAUACAAGCAUAAUCAAUCAAGAGUCUUCAUCAAAGCUCGGAUUACUUUGGGAAAGCAGCAUUACCACUCGCAGGGUAAGCGUCACAAGCCUCCGGCCCGGCGGUCGCUGUCUCAGCUCAUAGUCUCCUCCUACCCAUUUGCUCCCUGCCCUCUACCUGUUCGACGAAAUGCCGGAGAGGGCCAUCACAUACGCCGUGGUUGAUGCUUUCACAGAUGAGCCAUUCAAGGGGAACACGGCUGCCGUCUGCCUCCUCGAGGAGAGCUGGGAAGAACAGUUGGAUGAGCAGUGGAUGCAGUCCGUUGCCGCGGAGUUCAACACCUCCAUUACCGCGUUCUUGGUCCGUGCUGAUGCUGAUGCUGCAAAUCCCCAGUUUCAUAUCCGUUGGUUCACUCCUGUUCGCGAGAGUGAACUUUGCGGCCAUGGAACAUUAGCUGCUGCGCACUACCUGAUUUCAUCUGGCCUUGUGAAGUGUAAUGCGAUAGAUUUCUUGGCAAAAUCUGGAUUUCUAACAGCCAAGAAAGUUGUUGGCCUUAAGCAGUCCAGCACCUUGAUUUCUCCACUGCAAGAAGCUUGCACGAAAUUCUUAAUUGAACUGGAUUUCCCCCUCAUUCCAGUAGUCAAAUGCUCACCUUUGGAGAUGCCAUCUAUUCCUGAGACUUUAAAUGGUGCAUCCGUCAGUAAUGUGCUGAAAACUGUUUCUGAUUCUGCCACCGAUCUCAUUGUGGAGCUUAAUUCAAGUGAGGAAGUUGUUAAUGUCCGACCAAACAUUUCUGAAUUAGUCCAAUCUGCUGGAAGAGGGGUUGCUGUUACAGGGCCAGCUCCUGUUGGAUCUAGCUAUGAUUUUUUCAGUCGUUUCUUCUGCCCAAAAUAUGGAUUGAAUGAGGAUCCUGUAUGUGGUAGUGUGCACUGUGCCUUGGCUCCUUACUGGGGCAAGAAGCUAGGUAAACAAUGCAUGACUGCCUCCAUGGCUUCCCCAAGGAGUGGAACGCUUUAUCUGCAAUGGGAUGAGGCGGCCCAGAGGGUUCAAAUUCGCGGAGAAGCUGUUACUGUCAUGGUUGGGAACAUUCUAGUCUAGAAAAUACUUCUGAUUAUUGAACAACUGCCAUCAAAUCAACGAAUAAUUUUGGCAGCUUUGGUCUGAAGUUUGAAACUUUGAUCCUGAAUCCGUACUUAAUGCUUGUAAUCACUGGAGUACAUGUCAUGUAAACGUAAAUUCGUAAAUUGCAAAACUUGUUUGCAAAAAAGAAAAUGUCAAAACAUUAGUUUUUUAAGAGACUAUCCUUUUGGACUA